AUGGAUGCAUUAAUCCUAAAUGCUGGUCAUUCGCAAUUAGAAGAACAGCUAAAAAUUGCUGCGGCUUGUGGCAUUGCAGAACGGCAGAACGGAAUGAAACCGGAGCGUUGUGAUAUUACAACGGUCAUGACAACGGAAGAUAAUAGUGAUGACAUAAUGAUAGCAGUUGCUGAAGAUAAUCAUUCAGGUUUGCAUGAUAUUAUCAUAUUUAAUGCACGUCACGUGAUAUUCUUUCCUUUUUUAAACAAUUCUUGA
Messenger RNA from Thelazia callipaeda (thelaziosis nematode), 255 nucleotides. NCBI's taxonomy places the organism in Eukaryota, Metazoa, Nematoda, Chromadorea, Rhabditida, Thelaziidae. The record is from the annotation of a GenBank genome assembly.